AUGGCUGAAUAUGAUCCCAAUUGUAUAUCAAAAAAAGAAAACCAAAAAUUGCCACAUCGCUUGGAUAGACAUGAAGGAGCAAAGAAAUUAGCAAGUUUAUACAGCACAGGUAAAAGAGUACAGGAAGUGAUUUGUGUCUAUAGCUGUAUUUUUCUGAUGCUCAUUAAUUUCUUUAUGAUACUUAAACAUUUGAGAAUAGACCGCAUUAGUGAAGUGAUAUUUUCAGCUAUUUGCGGCAUAGUCACAGCUGAUUUCAGCAGUGGAAUUGUUCAUUGGGCUGGUGACUCAUGGGGAUCAGUGGAACUGCCAUUUAUCGGUAAAAACUUUAUCCGUCCAUUCCGGGAACAUCAUAUUGAUGCGACAAGUAUUACGAGACAUGACUGGAUUCAAACAAAUGGAGGAAACUUUAUGAUUGGCAUCCCCAUCUUGCUUAAAUUAACAUUCAUCUUCUACAACUCAUCAAGCACUGAAAUUCAGGCUGAAUAUCCAUUCUGUGCAUAUCUCUUUCUAUGUUCAAUCUUCGUGGCUAUAACUAAUCAAAUCCACAAGUGGAGUCACACAUAUUUCGGUUUACCGGUGUGGGUACAAAUUCUACAAAAUUAUCACAUCAUUCUGCCUCGAAAGCAUCAUCGUAUUCAUCACGUAGCACCACAUGUAUCAUACUUUUGUAUCACGACAGGCUGGCUUAACUGGCCAUUAGAAAAAAUCAAAUUUUGGUCAACACUAGAAUCAAUUGUGACUUAUUUCACUGGAUGUAAACCACGUGAAGAUGAUUUAAAAUGGGCAAAAACAUCUUAA
This is a messenger RNA of Chironomus riparius, 798 nucleotides long. The record is from the annotation of a GenBank genome assembly. Lineage: Eukaryota; Metazoa; Arthropoda; Insecta; Diptera; Chironomidae.